This is a messenger RNA of Aphanomyces astaci, 1036 nucleotides long. RefSeq lists its product as hypothetical. Gene Ontology annotation, molecular function: protein binding. The transcript has a single exon. The record is from RefSeq and is a predicted model, not a curated record. NCBI's taxonomy places the organism in Eukaryota, Oomycota, Saprolegniomycetes, Saprolegniales, Verrucalvaceae. The coding region runs from base 29 to 970 and encodes 313 amino acids.
UUUCAUCAUAUCCCACACAGCAGAUACAAUGGUGACACGAAUAGCAUUGCUGUCAAGCGACCUCUUGCGAUGCAUAGGAGCAUACCAACGUGGGUACUUGCAAGAUAUGGCUCCUUUCGCUACAACUGCAGCUGCCACCACCACCCGACGCCUCUUUGAAGAAUGGUUUGCCACGUAUGGCCAUGCCCGCUUGCCCCUGUUUUUGUCGUGCCUGCCUCACAUGAGUGAUACGGUUGUGCUCCACGCCGUCGCGACCGACUGUAUGCAUCUACUGGACACCCUUGGAUUGGACCUGGAUGAUUUCGACAACCUAGUGCAAGUGGCUGCAGAACGUGGCCACCUGCAAGCCAUUGUCCGGCUGCACGAAAUGGCGUACGAGAGUGGCACGAACGACGCACUGGUGGCCGCAGCGACCAAUGGACACUUGAACGUGGUGGAAUAUUUGGCAGACUCGCACCGGACCAACGCGCACCAGGUUGCCCACGCAGUCGUCGCCGCGGCUGCUCGCGGAAAUAUGGCGAUUGUGCAGUUCCUGGCCAAGAAUGGAAGCAGCAGCAGCAAUGCCAGGGCUGCCUUCACCAUGGCGAGUGCCAACGGGCACCUACCGAUCGUCCGAUGGUUGUAUGAACACGGAACGCAAGACUGGAGCGCCGACGCGUUUACGCUGGCGGCAGCAGGUGGCCACGUGGAAGUGCUGACGUAUUUGACUCAAGUAAAGCCUCGACGCGGUGCGACGAUGCCCGCCAUGGACGCGGCCGCGAUGAACGGGCAUUUGAACGUUGUGCAGUUUCUCCACCAGUGUCGCCCCGCCGACGGAUGUUCGGCCAAGGCCUUGGAAGGAGCUCGUUUGAAUGGUCACACCGACGUCGUGGCGUACUUGAAACUGCACGGGGACCACUUGAUCCACGAAACGUGCAACGCGUGUGGCUUCCACAAGCCACGGGACCACAAAUGCAGAGCCAUAUCAUAACUAUAGCGUCAAUUAUUUAGAAAACUAACAUAUUUAUAAUAAGCAAAAUAUUUAAGCAACAACGGC